Molecule: messenger RNA, 1114 nt
Organism: Ipomoea triloba (trilobed morning glory)
Lineage: Eukaryota; Viridiplantae; Streptophyta; Magnoliopsida; Solanales; Convolvulaceae
Exons: 5
Coding region: 69-863 (264 amino acids)
Molecular function (GO): protein binding
Source: RefSeq, a predicted model, not a curated record
UAUCACACAGUCUGAGCUAAUAUCUUGGACGACUAACGCAAGAUAGAAGAAGAAUAGAGAUUGAGACGAUGAAGGUGAUUCUUCAUCUCAGCUCUCUCACUCGCACUCCCUUUUCUUCCCCUUCUCUCCCCCAUUCCAAACCCAUCUCAGUUGCAGCAAAAACAAAGCCCUUAUCCAUAUCAUUUCAACAUGAAGAAGCCGAAAAGAGGAGCUUAGAGUUGCGAGUAUGCACAAAUAGGACUUGCCGGAGACAGGGUUCUCUAGAAUCUCUUCAAGUCCUAUCCGGAAUCGCGCCGCCCCAUGUCUCCGUCACCGCCUGCGGCUGCCUCGGUAAAUGCGGCGCCGGACCAAACGUCGUCGUCUUGCCCGAUGCCGUCUUUAUCAAGCACUGCGGCACCCCUGCUCGGGCUGCGGAAAUGAUGUCCUUCCUCUGCCUUGGCCGAGAUGGUACUGAUAUUGAGACUGAGACUAACAAGUGCUUGGAGGCACUGGCAUUGAGGAAGAGAGCCGAAGAUGAGAUGGAUAAGGGCAAUUUCUCCCAGGCCUUCCAUUUACUCUCUCGGGCUAUUUAUCUAAAACCAUUUGGUGGUGUACAUAUUUCAUAUAGAAACAGGUCAGUUGCUCGGUUGGCAAUGGAAGACCCAGCAGGAGCACUCCAAGAUGCUAAAGAGGCUCUAAAUAUUGCUCCCACUUAUUCAGACGCUUAUUUAUGCCAAGGUGAUGCUUUAAUGGCUUUGGACCAGAUUGAGGCUGCUGAGAAUUCCUAUUCAGUGGCUUUAGAUCUGGAUCCCUCCAUACGUCGCUCCAAAUCAUUCAAGGCUCGGAUAGCUAAGCUCAAGGAGAAACUGGCUCCGGCAAUUUGAGAUGAGUUCUACUGUGUUCAUUUGUUUCAUCAAACUCAACAUUUCAACGUUGGCAUAAUUAUUUUCAAAAAAAAAACCCAUGCAUAUUUGUUGUAAAUAAACACCUUGUACAAAAGAGUUUAAGUAGCCAGUUACUGCUACCUAGUAAAUAUAGGAGGAUCUGUGAAGCAUACACUAAAAGCUGUUUUCUAAUGUAUAUUUGCCUAAAGAGUUAGGGUUGUUCACUUCAAUUCUCUAUUUUUCAUUUUUCA